CGGCGACAACGCUGCAGUUAAAGCCAUUUCGCCAUCGACGUGAGAGACUCGCUUGGGAUUGCGCUGUUAAAUGAUCCGAAUUCGACGUGGCCCAAUUCCACCGUAACCGUGUGAUUACCGUCACCCCGACGGAGCCCGACGCAGAAAGAACGCACGUAACGAGGAACUCGGCGUGCAGUGUAAGAACACAGCUCUCGAGUCUCCGCCGAUUGCGUGCCAAAAAGAUUUCGUGGCGAUUUUGUGUCCGAUCGUAGAAGAAAAGAUCUCCUUUGUUGUCCCUUCCCCUACCUCGGUUUCAGAUCUACUUUGUGGACUUUUUCGUUGUCUUUUUCUUUCCUACGUAUAUUGAGGCCUCUGGGGCUGGCCUUUCGCUGUCGGCGUCUUUGGAGCGUGAAGUUUGGAGCUUUGGGGAUCAGGAGCGAUGGGGAGUGGAGGGGAGGAGAGGGGGAAGGGGGCGGGCUUCGAUGGCGCGAUGGCGGCGGAGCUGGUGGCGGGACUGAGGCGGAGCUUCGCGUCCGGGCGGACGCGGAGCCACGAGUGGCGGGCGGCGCAGCUGAAGGGAAUCGUGAGGAUGAUCGACGAGAAGGAGUCGGCCAUCAUGGCCGCGCUCCACGAGGACCUCGCCAAGCCCCAGAUGGAGUCCUACCUCCACGAGAUUUCACUUGCAAAAGCAGCAUGUACCUUUGCCUUGAAAGAAAUGAAACGCUGGAUGAAACCUGAAAAGGUGCCAACUUCUCUUACAACUUUUCCAUCAUCAGCAGAGAUCAUUUCAGAGCCCCUAGGUGUCGUGCUGGUCAUUUCAGCUUGGAACUAUCCAUUUCUGCUGUCUAUUGACCCUGUAAUCGGAGCACUUGUGGCUGGCAAUGCUGUUGUUCUAAAACCAUCAGAAGUUGCACCUGCCACAUCAUAUUUUUUUGCAAAAGUUUUACCUGAGUACAUAGAUAACUCUUGUGUAAAAAUAGUUGAGGGUUCAAUCCCUGAAACAACAGCACUUCUGGAGCAAAAGUGGGACAAAAUAUUCUAUACAGGUAAUGGCAAAGUGGGCCGCAUUGUGAUGGCAGCAGCCGCAAAGCAUCUAACUCCAGUAGCCUUGGAGCUUGGUGGAAAAUGUCCUGCUCUUGUGGAUUCAAGUGUCGAUGUUAAAGUUGCAGCAAAGAGAAUUGCCGUAGGCAAGUGGGGAUGCAACAAUGGGCAAGCUUGUAUCGCUCCAGAUUACAUCCUAACAACGAAGUCAUUUGCUCCGACACUGGUGGAUGCUAUGAAAAGAACAUUAGAGAAAUUCUACGGGAAGGAUCCCUUGGAAUCAGCAGAUUUGUCUCGCAUUGUAAACUCUAACCAUUUCAAACGCUUGAUGAGCCUUUUAGAUGAUGAGAACGUUUCUGGCACGAUCGUCUACGGAGGCCAGCGGGAUGAACAGCACUUGAAGAUAGCUCCUACGCUCUUGUUAGAUGUGCCACAUGAUUCAUCAAUAAUGAAGGAGGAAAUAUUUGGCCCUUUCCUUCCAAUUGUUACAUUCGACGAGGUGGAAGAUUGUAUUGACUUUAUAAACUCAAAGUCAAAGCCACUUGCAGCCUAUCUCUUCACCAAAGACCGGAAAAUAGAAGAUCAGUUUGUAAAAAACGUCUCUGCUGGUGGAAUGCUCGUCAACGAUGUCGCCUUGCAUCUCGCAAACCCACAUCUGCCAUUCGGUGGCGUAGGCGAGAGUGGAAUCGGUGCUUACCAUGGCAAAUUCUCAUUUGAUGCGUUUAGUCACAAGAAAGCCAUCUUAUAUCGUGGAUUUGGCGGGGAAGCUCCUGCUAGAUAUCCUCCAUAUACACCACAAAAGCAGAGAAUUCUUAGGGGACUCAUCAAUGGCAGCAUCAUCGCACUUGUUCUUGCUAUACUUGGAUUUCCGCGAGAUUAAGCAUAUUUUCUAUUUGAUGGUCAUGUAUGUGUGUAUGUAUGUAUGUAUGAGAUGUUCUGUUCCAUGCCCUACGUAUGUAUGUAUGUACGAUCAAAUUACUCAGAUUCAGUAACAUAAACUAUCAUGAAAAGAUGAGUUGCAUGCA
Molecule: messenger RNA, 2048 nt
Organism: Musa acuminata AAA Group (dessert banana)
Lineage: Eukaryota; Viridiplantae; Streptophyta; Magnoliopsida; Zingiberales; Musaceae
Product: aldehyde dehydrogenase family 3 member H1-like
Exons: 10
Coding region: 422-1903 (493 amino acids)
Biological process (GO): aldehyde metabolic process
Cellular component (GO): cytoplasm
Molecular function (GO): aldehyde dehydrogenase (NAD+) activity
Source: RefSeq, a predicted model, not a curated record